Molecule: messenger RNA, 1736 nt
Organism: Pneumocystis carinii B80
Lineage: Eukaryota; Fungi; Ascomycota; Pneumocystomycetes; Pneumocystales; Pneumocystaceae
Exons: 8
Coding region: 1-1488 (495 amino acids)
Biological process (GO): glycerophospholipid biosynthetic process; lipid modification
Cellular component (GO): endoplasmic reticulum; membrane
Molecular function (GO): 1-acylglycerol-3-phosphate O-acyltransferase activity; 1-acylglycerophosphocholine O-acyltransferase activity
Source: RefSeq, a predicted model, not a curated record
AUGGGUAUAAAAAGUGCCUUAUUAACAGGAAUUACGCUAGGAACAGUGGUUAUAAAGUAUCCAGAUGAUUCACCAUUAUGGAUUGAGUGGUUAAUUGGUACAAUUGCUCAAGCUAUUGGUAUUUCUAUUGGUAAUUUUAAACUUCUUGGAUGUCUUAUUUUUUCGUAUCCUUUUGCUAUUUUUUUGAGGAAAUUACCUACGAAAAGUCCAUAUUUAAGAAAUAUAUUUAAUAUUAUUAUUUCUGUUUUUUUUUUGGUUCUUUUUAAUUUUUGGUAUGCGCUUCAAACAGUGCUUAUUAGCGCGAAUGGGACAUAUAUUAUUGUAAAAUAUCUUAAGGGAAAAUCUAUGCCAGUUUUUGUGUUUAUUUUUUUAAUGGGACAUUUGAGUGUUAAUCAUUUUUAUCGUCAGUUCUUUAAUAUUGAUUCAUCUAUGGAUGUUACAUCUAUACAGAUGGUUCUUUGUAUGAAGUUGUCAGCACUUGCAUGGAAUAUAUAUGAUGGUCAACAAAAUUUAUUAACGUUAACACAGAAACAGAAGGAAUAUUCUUUAAAAGAAGUUCCAUCUUUACUGGAUUAUCUUGGUUAUGUAUUUUUUUUCCCUUCUUUUUUUGUAGGACCUUAUUUUGAUAUGGCUGAUUAUUAUAAUUGGCUAACCAAUGGUGCUUUUUCCUCUAUAUCUAACAAGAAAAAUGAUAAUAAUUUUAAAAAACGGCUAUUCAAAGAAGAUGGAGGUUAUGCAUUAAAGAAAUUUGUUUAUGGUUUAUUUUAUCUUUGUUUAUUUCAAUUAAUGUCUUUAUAUUUUUCUACAGAUUUUGUUCUUUCUGAUGAAUUCCUUCAAACAACUAGAAUUUACAGAUUAUUCUAUCUUAUUCCUUUAUCAAUAACACAUCGUUUAAAAUAUUACGGUGCUUGGUCAAUUGCUGAAGGUUCAUGUAUUUUAUCGGGUAUAAGUGAUAUUAUAAGAGACUCCAAUGGCAAUAUUAUUCAUAGUUCUCUUGAAAAUAUUAAUCCAUAUGAUGUUGAAACGGCACAGAAUGUUAAACAAUUGUUUGAAGCUUGGAAUAAAGGUACAAAUCGGUGGCUAAAAUAUUAUGUUUACUUAAGAGUAAUAUCUCGUGACAAUAAUACAAAAUUUAAAGGUUCUCUCAUAACAUUUAUGGUUAGUGCUUUAUGGCAUGGAUUUUAUCCAGGGUAUUAUUUAUCUUUUAUGACUGGAGCAUUUGUACAAAUUUUGGGAAAAUAUUUUAGAAAACAUAUUCGACCUUUUUUUUUAACUAAAGACUUGAAGCCAAAUAGAUACAAAAUAUUUUAUGAUAUAUUAUCAUUACUAACUAUGCAAUUAACAUGGGGAUAUAUUGCACAGCCUUUUAUUAUUCUUAAUUUAAGGGAUUCUUUACGUUUUUGGCAACGUUAUGAUUUUUUUGUACAUUUCGGAAUUAUUUUAUUAUUCUUACUAUUUCUAAGCCCUUUUAAGGCUUUGGUAUAUUAAUUUCAGAUCUUUAUUAAAUUUUUUAUGUUGGAUUAUAACGGCUUUUUAUACUUUUUUAAUACGAAAAAAUGGAUAAUUAAUAAACAAUGGUAUUUAUAUUCAAUAUGGUCUUUGUCACUUCAAAUAUUUGUGUUUUUACUUCAUUUUUUUUAUACAUUUUAUCUAUAUUUUCUCGAGAUUCCGACGGGACACAGAUUCUUAGACAUGUCUUUAACACAAGAUAAGAAUAUAAUUAAAUCUCAAAAACU